Myxocyprinus asiaticus (Chinese sucker) is the source of this 3439-nucleotide messenger RNA. Its product is annotated as store-operated calcium entry regulator STIMATE-like. Gene Ontology annotation, cellular component: membrane; cortical endoplasmic reticulum. Bases 800 to 1696 code for a protein of 298 amino acids. The record is from RefSeq and is a predicted model, not a curated record. Gene Ontology annotation, biological process: activation of store-operated calcium channel activity. The transcript is spliced from 8 exons. Gene Ontology annotation, molecular function: calcium channel regulator activity. NCBI's taxonomy places the organism in Eukaryota, Metazoa, Chordata, Actinopteri, Cypriniformes, Catostomidae.
GCUCUAGUAAUACAUGACAAAGUGACGACGCAGUUCGAAUGAAAUGAGUGGAUAUGGUGUCCAAGGAAGAGUCCUGCAUUUAAUAUGGAUAAUAUAUCGCUUCACAGAUGUAUGUGACAAGGCCGGACACAGACCUUUAUAUCUAUACUGGUUCCAAGCAAACUCUUCUCUUGUAAAAGGCGUCGGCAGGAUUUUUUACCAGCUUUGCUAGCAGGGCCGUCUGAUCAAACUCUUAAAAGAGCUUUAAAAACGGCAGCAAAUGUCAGAUCAGCUUAUAAUUGUAUCCAUGUGCAUUUCUUAACUGGAAGUUUUAACGUCUCUUGACUUCCCUAGCAGUAGCUGCUGAUGUGGAUGUGAAGACUGUCUUCCUGCUUUAGUUUAACCGGAAUUCUACAGUAUUGCAUUCUACCUGCGAACAUAACACGGUCUAUUAUUAAUCUUUCUGAUAUAUAUCCUAAAGACAACGUGCGUUGGGUAGAAUAAAGUGCAUCAACAGGAAACUAGACAUCUCAGUCUAGAGCAUGUUUGCUCGAUGCUAAGGAGGAUGCUUAUACUGCACAACCUGCUGACCGAUAUUAGGUAGCAAACAACUGGAUGCGCCUUCCAUUGAGUUUCAAUAUGAUAUAUUAUCAUAUUUCGGCGUGAUUGGAGGCUCGUGAUCUUUCGGUAGGAGCGGAGAGAUGGAUUUCAUGUGCUUACGGUAGCUGUGUCAUUGUGCUAUCGGUUACCAUCACUGCUUAUCAUUUUUGGGGCAUAUAGUUUAGAAGAACCCGUGAUUGAUCGACUAAACUGUUGUGCAAUGGCGGGUGGUGGGGUCAGUGUGUUGUCCCGGGGUCAGCUGCCGUCUGCAUCCUCCAACUCUUCACCCACUGAUGCUGAUAACCGGGGCUGCUCCAACGGGGACUUCAUGGACACCUUUGGCAUCUUCCUGCAGGGCCUGCUGGGAGUGGUGGCCUUCAGCACCCUAAUGUUGAAACGCUUCAGGGAGCCCAAACAUGAACGGAGACCCUGGAAAAUCUGGUUUCUGGACACCUCCAAACAGGCCAUAGGGAUGCUGUUCAUUCACUUUGCCAAUGUCUACCUGUCUGACCUCACAGAGGAGGACCCAUGUUCACUAUACCUCAUUAACUUCCUAUUGGAUGCGACACUGGGCAUGCUGGUAAUCUAUGGCGGCAUAAAAGCUGUUAAUGCUGUGGUUGAAUGGAGACAGUGGGACUCGUUACGUUUUGGAGAGUAUGGCGAGCCAAUGCAGUGCAGUGCCUGGGCGGGACAGUGUGCUCUCUAUAUCCUCAUCAUGAUGUUUGAGAAGGUCAUGAUCAUGCUGGUCCUCCUCAUCCCACAGUGGAAGAAGCUGUCUACACUCAACCCCAUUACGAACCCUCAUCUGGAGCUAGCCAUCGUCAUGCUAAUUGUUCCAUUUUUCGUGAACGCUCUGAUGUUCUGGGUAGUAGAUAACUUCCUAAUGAAGAAGGGCAGAACAAAAGCCAAACUUGAGGAGAGGGAGGCAGGAGAUGAUCCCCGCGGCAACAGCAAAGUGCGCUACAGACGGGCCCUGUCACACGAUGACUCUGAAUCAGAAAUCCUGUUCUCUGCAGAUGACGAAAUGGAGGAUUCAGAUGGUGACGACGAUAUAAGAAGAAUCAAAGGGCUCAAGCCUGUUAAGAAAAAGAAACACCGUCUUGGUAUCCCAGUCUGAGUUGCAAUGUAGACUUGAGGCCUUCCUCACUCUCAUGACCCCACCUCAUUAACCUGAGCUUUACACCUGGACAUGGAUCAGCAACUGGUGGGCAUAAUGACUAUACACUCCAAACAAGUGGCAUUGAGAGCAAUUUAACUUAAUAAAAGGACUAGGCUCUAGUUAGUCUACAAACUCUCUGCAUUUCCACCCAUGCAUACACAUGAGAGGUGCCUCCUGCUAUUCUGAGACAUCUACCAGUACCAGAACAAUUGUUGUUAACAUUGAGGUAUGUUGAAGGUGACGAGGAAUUUGGGACCACAUAAUUUUUUUCAGUCAGUCCAGUUUUUUGCACAUUCACGAUCUGUAAUGUGCUGCUUUACCGUGAUCGCCUCACAUAGACCUCAGAUGUACAACAGUGGGAGAUCUUGGCUACAACUUUACUAUGAAUUAGUCCAGCCUUUAAACUGAGAAACUCUUUGAAUUGUAACUUUUCAGUAUGUUUUAUUCUAUUUGUCCAUCACACUUCACAAAUAACACAUGGACUUUCUUCUACUGAGAUAAGUACCUUAACUAUAUGCAUGUGACCGUGAUACUGACAUAGCCAGACUAGUUAAGGUUGCUUACAGACGGUUCCAAAGCACUUUAGCUAGUGUAGCUUUGGAGUCGAGUUGUUUUGGUAACUGUGCCGAUAAAUGUUAAGGAAUAAGGUUUGCCAACAGCAUUACAAGUCCCUGAUAUUAUAAUACAGCUGGGUAUGGUCUGUUUGCAUUGUCUGAUUGCAGAGACAAAUUAAUGAGAAGGCACAUAAAUCCAAGGAAAGUCUGUUUCAGCCCCCUGUGCUGUUAAUCUGUAAUGGCAUGCUUGUCAGAUUGUUUGGUUUUUAAAAGUAUAUCUGCCCCAAAGUUCAGUGUGUCACUGUUUUUCUGCCACGAAGUGUGUGUUUUCCUUGCAUAUUUAUUUGUUGUUUUGUUGCAUCUGUGUGGGAGACUUUUGUUUUGCUACUCAUUACAGGGUAGAUGCUUUGGUGCAGGAUGCUUCAGUAAUCUUUUGCACAGUUCUUGUGUCAUUUUGUGUGCAGUUUUGUACAUCUUAAAAAUACAACAAAUCUGACACUGUCAAAUGCUAAUCUAGAAGGUAUUUGUUCUUUGUCCCUACACUCAGAUACUUACAAAGUGAUGCCUUUGUAUCAUGCACUCUGCAGAAUUCUUAAAAAUCGAGAGUGCAUAUCUCUGAUUAUUGUUUGUAUUAAUUAUUCUGAAGAAUGUGAUAUGGGGAAAAUGCCUGUAGGUUUUCAUACUUGGUUUAGGAUGUUUUACAGAUAACUUACUUUACACAUUCAGCCCAGAGUGGCAGUGAGAACUGUAAGUCUUUUAUUGUUUCAACAAGUUAACUGACAUUAAUGGACCAAGAUUGUGUGAGUGAUCGUACUAUGUUUGCAUACAGUACGUGUUUGUGUCUUUGCAUUUUUUUUUAAAGGAUUCAUUUGAAACCAGGCUUUCUAGUUAGGCCUGUUGGAUGAACAUAGUUACUGAUGAGGAUUUUGUCUUGAUGGAAAUGUAACUGCCUUUUCCUCUCCAGGUUGACUCUGACUAUUAUUACUGUGCAAUCUUUGUUAGAGUUGGUGGUGAGAGAAAGAACCAAAUAUAAAAACGGAGAAGGGUUAUAAGUACUAAACUGUAUUAGAUGAUUAGAAUUACUGACAAAUUAUGAUCUUGCAUUAUUAUUAUGUAUGGUUUUUUCAAUAAACUCUGUCAAAAACUA